Molecule: messenger RNA, 3995 nt
Organism: Trichosurus vulpecula (common brushtail)
Lineage: Eukaryota; Metazoa; Chordata; Mammalia; Diprotodontia; Phalangeridae
Gene: HNMT
Product: histamine N-methyltransferase
Exons: 6
Coding region: 97-975 (292 amino acids)
Molecular function (GO): N-methyltransferase activity
Source: RefSeq, a predicted model, not a curated record
GGGGAUGGGAAGAGGGUGGUGGCCAGGAGGAGGAGCGGGGUGGCGGGGAGAGAGAGAAACUUCCCUUCCCCUUGUGCCUUUCUCAGAAAACCAAACAUGGCAUCUUCCAUGAGGAGCUUGUUUUCUGAUCAUGGCAGAUACGUUGAAGCUUUUCGCCGGUUUCUGGCUAAUUCCACGGAGCACCAGUGCAUGCAGAAUUUCAUUGAGGAGAAGCUGCCAGGCAUUAUAGCAAGGAUUGGAGACAAAAAAUCUGAAAUUAACAUUCUAAGCAUAGGUGGUGGAGCAGGGGAAAUUGACCUUCAGAUUCUCUCUCAAGUUCAAGCUCACUAUCCGGGAAGUCACAUCAACAAUGAAGUAGUUGAGCCAAAUGCUGAACAAAUCGCCAAAUACAAAGAACGUGUAGCCGCAGCAUCAGACCUCAAGAACAUAAAGUUUGCUUGGCAUCAGGAGACAUCAUCUGAAUAUCAAAAUAGAAUAACGGAGAAAAAGGAGCUUCAGAAAUGGAACUUUAUUCACAUGAUUCAGAUGCUGUAUUAUGUAAAAGAUAUCCCAGCUACUCUGAAAUUUUUCCACAGUCUCCUGGAUACCAAGGGCAAGAUGCUUAUUAUUCUUGUGUCAGGAACCAGCGGUUGGGACAAACUUUGGAAAAAGUAUGUAUCCCGCUUACCCCAAAAUGAUCUCUGCCUCUAUGUGUCAUCCUCCGACAUCACUCAAACCCUGGAAACUUUGGGAAUUAAAUAUGAAUGCUUUGACCUUCUGUCUACAAUGGAUAUAUCAGAUUGCUUUGUUGAAGGCAAUGAAAAUGGAGAGUUACUUCUGGACUUUUUAACAGAAACCUGUCACUUUAGCAAGACUGCUCCACCUGAUCUCAAAGCUGAGAUUAUUGAAGACCUUCAAAGACCAGGAUUCAGUAUAAAAGAAAGGGGAAAGAUUCUUUUUCACAAUCACUUGAGUUUCAUAGUGGUUGAGGCAUAACUCUGUUGUUCAUCUAUCGAUCAACAAGCAUUUAUUAAGUACCCACUGUGUGUAGAGUACUGUUCCUGUUAGGGAGGUGAAAGGCAUUUCAAAAGCUGGAAAAGAAUGUCCUUGCUCUGAAGGAUUGUAUGUUCUGUAGGAGAAGAUAACAUGUGCAUAUAAGCAUAUGCAAAAUAAGUCAAUUCAUCUGGAAUUUACAAGGUACAAAAUUAGCAGUAAUUUACUCUUGCAUUAUUAUACAACAUAUAACAUUCUUAAUAUAUCACAGUCUCAUAUAAGUUGAAGCUGAGCAUAAUCCAGACCUGUGACAAUGUAGAAGAUCCAUUACCUUCUGUCAUCCAUUUAUAUACAUACACACACACACAUAUUAUAUAUAUGAGACAUUUUUAAUGUUAUCUGAUACAGCAGGACCUCAUCGACCCCUCUCCCACAUAAAGCUCAUUUCUUAAGUUUACAUAAGAGAUCCCACUAAAUCCAGCAGCCCAAAUUACAGUACUGUCUAUAUAGCAAUGUGCUAUGGCUAGCAUGUAUAGGUUCAGGAGAGCCAGUUAAUUUUUUCUUUAAAUUUUAAAUUGUUAAAAUUUCAGUAUAACCAUUUAUACCUUGGAUAUCAGCAAAUGUUGUAAAUCAGGACUUGAUUUAUUUUUUGGUUAUUACUUAGACUUAAGAAAUUGCUGAAGAAAAUUUUAAUAAUGCAGAUAAAAUUUAAAAGUGCUUUAUAAUUUAUCAUUCUCUCUCUCUCUCUCUCUCUCUCUCUCUCUCUCUCUCUCUCUCUCUCUCUCUCUCUCUCUUUCUCUCUCUCUCUCUCUCUUUUCCUCCCUCCUUCCCUCCCCCCCUACCCCUUUAUUGUUAGGGAUUUACUAGCAUGUUCCUGGCCACACUCACCUGAAAGAGCUAAUAAACUUUUCUAGUCUCUUGUUUAUUCUAAUGAUGAACAAGUUUUGCUUUCUCUUCUCUAAAUAUCUUCUUAAAUGCUUCUCUAAAUAGAUUAUUUUACACAACUGGUACUUUAUCCAAUCAGAUUACUGAAUGUGAACCUUAAACCAUUAAUCUUGGAGAUUAAAAAAAACACAAACACAUUUAACUGAUGGAGAUGACCAAUGAUGACAAUUAAAUGACUUUACCUUGAAUGACAUUAUGAUAUGAUAUAAAUAAAGAUAUUAUGGAGGCCAGGUGAUACUUUUGUUAAAAGCAAACCUGAAGCUAAAGUAUAUUUUUGAAAUUUGUCUUUACCAUUUUCUAGCAUAUAUCAGACAAUAAAGCAGAGGGGCAUAGUGAAGAGGGCCAGCCUUAAAUUCAGGGAGACCUGCCUUAGACACAUAGUGACUUGGUUACCCAGUGCAAAAAAUGUCUUAAUCUCUCACUUCCUCAGCCCAAAUGACUCCUCUCCUCUCCUCUCUUUCCCUCCUCUCCCUUUUCUCUCUGUCUGUCUCUGUGUCUGUCUCUGUCUCUCUCUCUCAACAUUAUUGGAAGGAAUUUUGGUACUUAAAAAGAAAGAUAUAAUUGGAAAAGUAGGAGUUAGGAGACUUGAUUCAUCUUCACAACCAUAGCAAUUAGUAUUUCCCUACAAUUAGGAAAGAUUAAAGUUGUAAGGAAUUUAUAGGCCAUUAGAGUCAAUUGGGUCUAGUCUUACCUCCUCUCUGCCCCCAUCCAAUGUAGGAACACCUUAGGGAGGUGAAAGGCAUUUCAACAGCUGGAAAAGAAUGUCCUUGCUCUGUAGGAGUAUAUAUUCUAUAGGAGAAGAUAACAUGAUGAGUGAUCCUCUGGGCUGUACUUCAAGGAUUUGUAAUCUGGGGUCCAGAAACUUAUUUUAAAAAAUCUUUUAAUAAUUAAAUUUCAAUAUAGUUUUUCCUUUAUGACCCAACAUGUUUUAUUUUAUGCAGUUAAAAUGAUCGUUCUGAGAUGGGGUCCUUUGACUUCAUCAGACUGCCAGAGAAUACCAUGACACAGGUAAGGUUAAGAACCCCUAUUGUACUUGGACACUUCCACUGAUAGAGAGGUCACUACUUUUAGAUGCAGCCUAUUUCAUUUUCAAAUUGGGAAUUUCUUUCUAAUAUUGAUCUGAAAUUUGCAUUUCUAUACUAUCUGGGUAUAGUUUAACCAGCUAUGAAGUCAUGGUAUUAUCUCUAGCCCACAUUUCUCAAUCUUACCUUCAAGGAUAGCAUGGCAGUCUUUACCAAAUGUCUUGUUAAAAGCCAGAUACACCAUGGCUUUAGUAUUCCCCUGAACUGUUACAAGUCAAGCAACUCCAUCAAAAAAGGAAAUGGAUCUACUUUAGCAUGACUUGUUCUUAAUGAAUCUAUAUUGGCAUCCAUUGAUUCCUCUAAGUGCCCAAGACCAUCUAUGUAACAGCUCAUUCUGCCAUUUACCCUCCUAGAAAUCCACACCAACCUUCCAUGCUCUGUGGUUUCCAAAAUUCACCUUCACCCUCUUUUUGAAAAUUGUUACAUUUGCUAAAUCACCAGUUUUCUGCCAUGCUUUCUAACUUGGAUGAUUUCUUAAAGAUUACUGGCAAUAGUUCUUCAAUCACAUCAAGCUCUGUCAGUAUCCUAGGGUGUAAUUUGUCUGCAUCUACAGACUUGUUCUGAUUCAGAAUGGCAACAUGUUCUCUCAUUUUUUCUCCCAACUUUGGCCACAUUUUUCACUUAAACCCUUAAACCCUUCCCUGUUUGAAGAUCAUUCUCCUUGGUGAUUAAAAGGAAAACAAAAUGAGGAUUGAGUAAUCAUGCCUUUUCUCUGUCAUAUGUUACUUGCUGUGAAAAAAAGAAUUCUCGGGUUGGAAAAUACAUUGUAAUCUGGAUAGCAGGCGCAUUUCUUUAACCAAAACAAACAAAAGCAGAAAAACAGUUGAAACUACCGUGCACAUAAUUUAUAUAUAAUGAUAAUGUACAACUAAUCUGUUUGCAUCAGUGUGAGGAACUCCAAGGAUAAAGACCCUCCGAUUUGGCAGAAAAGUCCCAUGUUUUUGCCCAAGUCACAUAAAGCUUAAGUCAUUCAAAAUAAAAAAAAAUUCAAUGAAA